AUGUUGUUACGAAAACCUGAAGCUGUGACGGAGAACUGUACAGAUGAGAGGUGGAAGUGGUUCAAGAACUGCCUCGGAGCACUUGAUGGAACAUACAUAAAGGUCAAUGUAGAGAAGGUCGACAAGCCUAGGUAUCGAAGCUGCAAGGGUGAGAUUGCUACUAAUGUCCUUGGUGUUUGUACUCGAGACAUGCAAUUCAUUUAUGUAUUGCCUGGGUGGGAGGGAUCAGCUACUGAUUUUCGAGUGCUUCAAGAUGCCAUUUUGAGGAGAAAUGGCUUGAAGAUGCCCCAAGGCUUUUUGGCUCCUUAUAGAGGACAAAGAUACCAUUUGAAUGAGUGGAGACAGAGUCAACAACCCGCAAAUGCUCAUGAGUUCUUUAACAUGAAGCACUCUCGGGCUAGGAAUGUUAUAGAGAGAGAAGAAAUGCCUAUUGACCCAAUGGACAUCGAGGUUGUUGAGGAUGUCACUAGCUCACAAGAGGAAGAAGUUAGUGAUAGGAUAACCUAUGUAGAGACAAGUGAUGCUUGGGCUGCUUUCAGGAAGAAUUUGGCGAAUGAUAUGUUCGAGCAAUGGAUGGAAGAACAACUUUUUCAAGGAAAUAAAAAAGCAAAUACAAGGGCAGACAAAACUACUUCCUUGAAAAGAAUUUGGACAAAGACUGAAGAUGCAAAGCUGGUUGAGUGCCUUAUUGACGUAGUGAAUGCUGGUGGUUGGGAGGGUGAUAAUGGCACAUUAAGGCCAGAAUUUCACCAACAUUUGGAGAGAAUGAUGGAAAAAAAGCUUCUUGGUUGUGGACUGAGAGGAAAUCCAUACAUUGAAAAUCAUGUGAAGUUACUAAAAAAGCAAUACAAUGCAAUUGCAGAAAUGUUAGGACCAAACUGUUCGAGAUUUGGAUGGAAUGAUAGAGAGAAAUGUGUGGUGGUAGACAAAGAUGUUUAUGACCUAUGGGUGAAGAGUCAUCCCCAUGUAGCUGGCCUGAGAAACAAGCCUUUCCCUUAUUAUGAAGACUUGUCAAUUGUGUUUGGUAAGGAUAGAGCAAAUGGGGAGGGUGCAGAGGAUCGAGCUGAUGCUUGUGAACAAAUUGAGAAAGAGGAGGAAGCUUUAGGUGAUACUAUGAGUUUGGAAGAUGAUAUGGAUGCUGAGGGAGGUUCUCCGAAUGCAAUAGAUUCACCACCAUCUAUUUGCCAACCUACAGGCAUUGGUACUAGUAUUGCAACAAUUGGGAGUAAGGAAGACUUCAAGAAAAUUGCAAACUUUUUUGAGAAGAAGGGGCAAAGUGAUGAGAGGCGUAUGGCUUUGUUUGAGGAGAUUAUGAAGAUUGAAGAUUUGAGUGAGGAUGAUAUGUUGAUUGCUGGCGAGUUUCAGGAGAUGGCUCUGUGCAGAAUUUAUCCCAAGAAGGACAACAAAGAAGUUGGUGAUGAUUUUUCUGCCGCACAUGACCGCAAGAGAAGACAGAUACAUGCUACAAGGCCGACGCCGCUCUUCGAUUAG
Molecule: messenger RNA, 1491 nt
Organism: Phoenix dactylifera (date palm)
Lineage: Eukaryota; Viridiplantae; Streptophyta; Magnoliopsida; Arecales; Arecaceae
Source: RefSeq, a predicted model, not a curated record